Perkinsus marinus ATCC 50983 is the source of this 1096-nucleotide messenger RNA. RefSeq names its product ribosomal RNA assembly protein, putative. Gene Ontology annotation, molecular function: RNA binding. The coding region runs from base 17 to 1030 and encodes 337 amino acids. Gene Ontology annotation, cellular component: nucleolus; small-subunit processome. The transcript has 10 exons. Lineage: Eukaryota; Perkinsozoa; Perkinsida; Perkinsidae. The record is from RefSeq and is a predicted model, not a curated record.
GUUAAGGUCUCCUAUCAUGUCGGCUACAGAGGAUGACAAAGUAGUAACGAAGGAAUCUGUUGUCAAGGAGAGUGCCGCGGAUGAUGAAAAGACCAAGAAGAAUAAGUACCGUCGUGAUAAACCCUGGGAUCAUGAAGGAAUCGAUCACUGGAAAUAUGAAUCCUUCGCCAAAGAGGAUAACCCAUCAGGUCUCCUCGAGGAGAGCAGCUUCGCGACUCUCUUCCCCCAGUAUCGUGAGAACUACUUAAAGCAAGUAUGGCCUGAUGUUAAACAAGUGCUUGCUCCCUUCGAGAUCAAAGCCGAGCUCAACUUGGUCGAGGGUUCAAUGACAGUACGAACUACCCGAAAGACGUGGGACCCUUAUGCGAUCAUACGAGCUCGGGAUCUCAUCAAGCUCCUUGCACGAUCAGUUCCUCUCCCACAAGCAAAGAAGAUUAUGGAUGAUAACAUGUUCUGUGAUAUCAUUAAGACUGGCGGACUCGUUCGUAAUAAAGAGAAGUUUGUGAAACGCCGACAACGUUUGGUUGGGCCUAAUGGAAGUACACUGAAAGCCAUCGAACUGUUAACUCAGUGCUAUGUUCUGGUACAAGGACAAACUGUUGUUGCCAUGGGUACUCACAAAGCCUUGAAACAAGUCCGUCGGAUAGUUGAAGAUUGCUUCCACAAUGUUCACCCAGUAUAUCAUGUGAAGGAGUUGAUGAUUAAGAAGGAGCUCGAGAAGAAUGAGGAUCUCAAGGAUGAGAACUGGGAUCGAUUCCUACCACACUUCAAGAAUCGGAAUGUACAGCGUAAGAAGCAAAAGAAGAUUGCCAAGAAAUCUAAGGAGUUAUUCCCUCCUGAGCAAUUACCUCGCAAGGAGGAUAUUCAGAUCGAGACCGGUGAAUACUUCCUCUCGAAGGAUCAGAAACAUUCCAAUGAGAUGACCAAGAAACGCGAACAUCAGAAACAGGUAUCUGAACAGCGCAAGAGGGAACGGGAGGAGAUGUACUCCCAGCCUCCUCCAGAGAAGAUUCGAAAGAGCAAGCAAUAGACAAGCAGUUGAUAUGAUGUUUACUGCCUUGUCGGACGUCAUCAAGCUUUGACAUACGUUUCUACC